GGAGGAUCCAUUACCUAGACUCUUAUACCACAACCAACAUCUUUGUAAUCACCAUCCUGAUAACUAACUGACACCCUGAUUCGAUUCGUCACGUCACUGCCUGUCUCCGGGGCGAUCGCUUCAUUCUUCAAAAACACCAGACUGUCUCUAUCCACUUGUUCGCCCGCUCAUUGCAUCAUGCAGCUAUAAUAAUACACACAUGGCUAGUGCAGGAUCAACGGAACAAAUCCUCCAACCUCUUUUUCUCGCUGCCACCCGCACCUGAUAUAUAUCACCUCGGCGCCUGUUCUGUCUAUAAAGCUCCAUACUCAGAUUAUAACGAACGGAAGGGGCAUUUGAAUUGCGGGGGUUUUCAGGCUUCACGCGAUAGCUACGGCUAGAAGCUCUUGUCGCCCAUAGAAUCAGUUUUUCGCAGACUUCAUUCCAACAUGAGUUUAGAUCGCCAGGAAGCAGCUCAGCGCGAUGGGGGGGCGGAGCAGGGUGCUCUGUCGAAACUUUCACAGUUCCCCCCUUCAAACACUGUCAAGGAAACAUUUCAAGAGAAAACCCCAACCUUCCUUGAUCAGGCUAAGACUCGACUUGCAGAGCCCAUCACCGCAGCCUUCUUUGCGGGAGGCGUAGCGGGUGCUGUAUCCAGAACCAUUGUGUCUCCCCUUGAACGUUUAAAAAUUUUGCUCCAGAUACAAAGCAUCGGCAGAGAAGAGUAUAAGUUAUCUAUAUGGAAAGCCCUUAAAAAGAUUGGGAAGGAGGAGGGCUGGCGUGGUUUUCUACGGGGAAACGGGACAAACUGUAUUCGCAUUAUCCCGUAUUCCGCAGUCCAGUUCGGGAGCUACAACUUUUACAAAAGAUUCGCUGAAACAUCCCCAAACGCGGACCUAUCCCCAUUACGCCGACUUCUUUGCGGAGGAGCUGCUGGGAUAACCUCAGUAGUCGUCACUUACCCUCUUGAUAUUGUCCGGACUAGACUUUCUAUUCAAUCGGCUUCUUUUGCCGCUCUCAGACAGGAACAUGUUGGCGAAAAAUUACCGGGCAUGUUUACGACUAUGGUCUUAAUUUAUAAAAAUGAGGGCGGUUUCGUUGCUCUUUACCGUGGCAUUGUACCAACUGUCGCCGGUGUCGCGCCAUAUGUCGGACUCAAUUUUAUGACGUACGAAUCAGUUCGAAAAUACCUAACGCCCGAAGGAGAAACCACACCGGGUCCUUUGCGGAAGCUCCUCGCCGGAGCUAUUUCGGGAGCAGUAGCGCAAACAUUCACAUAUCCAUUUGAUGUCCUCCGACGGCGUUUUCAGAUUAAUACGAUGUCCAGUAUGGGUUACCAAUAUACCUCCAUUCUGGAUGCGGUGAGAGUUAUUGUUGCUGAAGAAGGCAUCCGCGGCCUUUUUAAAGGCAUUACACCCAAUCUUCUCAAAGUAGCGCCUAGUAUGGCGAGCAGCUGGCUUAGCUUUGAAUUGAUUCGGGACUUUCUUCUUCAGUUGGACGAGAAGUAAUAAUCAUUGGCGGCGGAUCACCUUGCCCAUCAGACCAAUAUUUUGAACAGGUCGACUACGAAACUAUGGAUCUAGUGCUCUAUGAUCGUUGGAUCGAAUGCAGCGAGUCAGAAGGCUCGCGGCUCUUCAUGGCCUAUAUCUUGAAGAUUCUGUAAAGAUACACUUUUUUUUUUUAGAGAGGAUGCA
Messenger RNA from Aspergillus ochraceoroseus IBT 24754, 1673 nucleotides. Its product is annotated as putative mitochondrial carrier protein. Bases 429 to 1487 code for a protein of 352 amino acids. The transcript has 5 exons. Lineage: Eukaryota; Fungi; Ascomycota; Eurotiomycetes; Eurotiales; Aspergillaceae. The record is from RefSeq and is a predicted model, not a curated record. Gene Ontology annotation, biological process: transmembrane transport.